Saccostrea echinata is the source of this 2263-nucleotide messenger RNA. RefSeq names its product UBX domain-containing protein 7-like. The transcript is spliced from 12 exons. Gene Ontology annotation, cellular component: nucleus. Lineage: Eukaryota; Metazoa; Mollusca; Bivalvia; Ostreida; Ostreidae. The record is from RefSeq and is a predicted model, not a curated record. Gene Ontology annotation, biological process: proteasome-mediated ubiquitin-dependent protein catabolic process. The coding region runs from base 13 to 1506 and encodes 497 amino acids. Gene Ontology annotation, molecular function: ubiquitin binding.
GCGAAGAAAACAAUGACUUCGACGAGCGAGAAAAUAGAACAAUUUUGCUCGAUUACAGGUGCUGAUCGAGAAGUUGGAAGAAAUCUCCUGGAGGCCUGUAAUGGAAACCUUGAGCUGGCUAUAGAUAUGCACAUGGACACUGGAGGGUUUCCUGCCAUACCCCCAGCUGAACAGGGAGGGCCUCAUUCCGAACCAAACAUGUCAUCGAGAGGGACCUCAGCAUCUGCUCCAAUUGAUGUAGAGGAUGACAUAAGGGCUCCCAUCCCCCAGAGAAAUGAGACUUUAGUUGAGGAUGUGCCAGUUUUUGUCCUACGUGGGAGACGAAGACAAGCACGAUCUGUUUUUGAUGGUUUUCGUGAUUUUCAAGCAGAGGCACGACAACAGGAGGAAAUGAUGAGGCCAGGGACUAGUUCUACUUAUAAGAAGAGGACUUUGGAGGAUCUCUUCAGACCCCCUAUUGAUAUCACGUUCAAAGGGACUUUAGCUGCCGCUCGGGAAGCGGGAACAACUUUAAACAAAUACAUAAUGGUGAAUGUACAAAAUGUCAAGGAGUUUGUCUGCCAGGCCUUAAAUCGUGAUGUGUGGAGUCAAGAAAGGGUCAAGGAAAUCCUGAAAGAAAAUUUCGUGUUCUGGCAGGUUUAUCACGACAGUGAGGAAGGUGGGAAAUUUAAACAGUUUUACAAAGUUGAGGAUUAUCCCUAUGUUGCUAUUAUUGACCCCAGAACAGGAGAAAAUAUGGUGACAUGGAAUAAGGGUCUGGAUUCUUUAACAUUCUGUGAUCUUGUUACACAUUUUCUGGCAGAACAUCCAUAUUUGGAGGAUUCAUUUAGUUCACAUCAAUGUUCGGAUCAUUCAUUUAGCGCAUCUCCACCGCCUCCGAAGAGAUUCAAACGGGAAACAAAUGUUGUGGACUUGAGUGAGGAUGCCCAGAUAGAGGCAGCUAUUAAAGCCUCGCUUAAGGAACCAUGCAAGACUGUGACCUACAUUUCUGAUAGUGAUGACGACAAUGAUGACGAUGACGAAAUUGAAACGUUUUCAGAUACAGAAGACGAUUCACAGUCAUCUGUAAAGAACAAUAUUGUCUCUAAGACGGACGCCCCGAGUAAAAUGUAUACAGACAAUGAUGAAGCGGUUUGUUCGUCUGAUAUGGACACAUCAGAAAGUGAAUGUAAGAAAUGUGAAACAAACAAUAUGGAGAAUGGUGUUACGAACUCUAGUUCAAUUUUAAGUGAAGAUAGUUAUAAAAACUACCUCGGAAAGGAAUCAGAUCCUCAAACUACCAUCAUGAUUCGAUUUCCAGAUAGCAAAAGGCAGCAGCUGUCAAUGUCUUCUCAAUCAAAACUUAUGGCACUUGUAAAGUAUGUAGCAGAACAAGGCUACCCUAAUGAACGUUAUGAAUUGCUCACAAACUUUCCCAGGAAGAAGUUGUCCUACAUGGACUUUGAUCUCACUAUUCAGGAAGCCGGUCUUAAUCCUCAGGAAUCUGUAUUUGUUCAGGCAAGGUGAAAACAAAAUGGAUGCAACAAUGCAAAUUUCUAAUUCAGGAAACAAAACUGAUCGUGCAAGAUCCUUUUGAUGUAAUGUUUAAUCCAGAUCAAGAUCUUCAGGGAAUUCUAAGUCAUUUAUGAUUGGAUUAUUAUGAGCUUCAUCUAAGCAGUUAAAAUGUGUAAAAUGUUGGCAUGAUGAAAAGUUGACUUCUUUUAAUAGUAUCCCUAGCUGUGACUUUUUAGUCACAGUUAUGUGCAAUUAUGUGACUGUUUUCUUUUGUUUACAAUUGUUAUCAUUAAUCAAAAGGUCCAGGUUAAUGAAUUAAACCAAAACACGAAAACGGCUACGAUCCUAGGUGACGGUGUGUAUAUAUAUCUUAAAUGACAUGGGGUCAAGACUGAAGGAAAUAUUCCAUGUUAUGCUCAAAAAAAAAACCCACUGCAACCUCAGGAUAUUACAUUUUUGUGAAGGACUAGCAUAUCGUAUCAAGUCUGUUAUUUUUCCAUUAAUGACGUGAUAUGAUACAGAUACCUCCAUGUUUGCUAGCGACCUGCUUCAGAAAGGGAAAAAAAUCCAGAAUCUCAGGCAUAUGUGGACUGCUGGCUGCACAGGCAAAUCCAGAGCGCACAAUAAUAUUUUUUUUUAAUUUCCUAUUUAUUGUUUUUAACAAGUAAUAUAUUUGAUAAAAGUUUUACUGCCUAUAGAUAUUUUGUCCGUAGAAAAAUUGAAGAUUACUAUCGAUAAUAAAAAUACUUGUAUGUUUGAUAUAAUAUAA